Molecule: messenger RNA, 1380 nt
Organism: Python bivittatus (Burmese python)
Lineage: Eukaryota; Metazoa; Chordata; Lepidosauria; Squamata; Pythonidae
Gene: MAB21L4
Product: mab-21 like 4
Source: RefSeq, a predicted model, not a curated record
CCCUGGGCAACAAGAGGAUUUACAGGAGGAAUUUCACCUCUGCCUCUUCCUUCCAUCAUGGCAGAAAAGGUUCCUCACUGGCACAGCUAUCUUCAAGUGAUUCAGUCCCGUGAAUGCCAGAGAGUACAGCAUUUUCAGAAGGCAGAAAACAUUUUGUUUAUUGUACUGGAAAGAGUCAAGACAAUGGACCCCAGGUUUAUAGUGGAUUAUUCCAGAAACUUGGAAGCCUUGGAAUUUUCCCUCUCAGCUGCAGAAGAUGAAGUCACCAUGGAGGUUCCCUUAUGGGUCAAUGCUGAUGUUCUCCUGAUGCAGGCAUGUACAGAUGAACAAAGUGACUCUGAGAAGGUUACUCAUAGGAACUACCAGAUGCCAGGACCAUGCUCUUUGGGGGUACCCAAGCAAGAAACCAACCUAGAAAACUGGACCAAAGAAGAUGUGUUCAGUGCUGUGGAUGGUGCUGAUUUCAGGGGACACAUUGUGCCAGGCAAAGUCCUUCAUCUCCUGAAAGAACUGAUAGUUGCUGCCAUUGUUCACUGCAAGCACCAGAACCUUAUUAAGCCAGGUGAACUCAGUGCUGAGAGGCUAAAGGAGGAUGGCAUGCAGCUGCCUUUGCUGGUGUCCAGUGAUUGGAAAAUGAUCUGCUUCAACAUUGUCCCUGUAAUGAGGAGAAAGCAGGAUGCCCUGAACAACUGGCAAGAAAGAGGUUUUCCACAAGGCAGUCUGAGCAAAGUCACUCAAGAAGCUGAUUUCAUCCCUGCCAGUUACUACCACUGGAGGUACUCCACCAAUCGUUCCAUCUUGAAACUUGUUCAAAUUGUAAGCACCCUAAAGGGAUAUCGUCUAGACAGCCUCUCCCUUCUUGACCAAAUCAACCAUGAGAACUGGAGAGAGAAAGGGAAGGAAAAAGGGCUCACAUUUCAACAUUUGAAGAUGUUAUUGCUCUGGGCUACUCAUUUUUUCCCUUCCUCUGAAGACUGGCUGAGUCUGGAAGGAUCAGUAUAUCGUCUGCUGGUGAUCUUACUUUGCUGCUUGGUGACCAAAAAUCUUCCCCAUUUUUUAUACCCAGAGCAAAAUCUGUUCAAGGGUGAUGGUCUGGACCUAAGUGCUUUGUAUCCCAAAGUGGAAAGCUUUGCUCUAAGUCCUGAGCGUUUCCUAAAGUUUAAUUUUGCCCAAGGAGAAGGCAAGAAAUUCCAUCAGAAGGACAAUGGUCUCAGAGCUUUACUUCAUCUCCCAGCAGAAAACAGAGACUACUGGGAUACUGCCUUUUUUGAUAUGCUGCUUAAUAAGUUUCAGAUACAUCAGGUUAAAGACAAACAACGGAUUUCUGCUAUGUCAAGCAUCUUGUCAAAGGCUAAGAAAAUGGUCCAUAACCAGAGUUGA